This is a messenger RNA of Daldinia caldariorum, 2129 nucleotides long. RefSeq names its product amidase signature enzyme. The record is from RefSeq and is a predicted model, not a curated record. NCBI's taxonomy places the organism in Eukaryota, Fungi, Ascomycota, Sordariomycetes, Xylariales, Hypoxylaceae. Gene Ontology annotation, molecular function: catalytic activity. Bases 161 to 1954 code for a protein of 597 amino acids. The transcript is spliced from 4 exons.
GUGGCUUAACAACAACUUACAUGUUUAAGUCCAAUAUUUUAGCGAUGUUUUACCGGUGCCGAGGUGCCAUCUGUUCGCCUCACAUUGCCUUGAAGCAGACAACCUAAUAAUAUACAACGUUUCCAAAAAGUUGAGUUUAUUGAUUCAUUACUGUCUUAAAAUGUCAUCAUCACAGCGUUUUUCCGGAUACCCGCUUGCUAAAGAAGGCCCAGAUACAGCGUAUAUUCCAGCCCAGGAUAAGAACCCUCCACUUAGAGGCUUGACUUUAGUUAUUGCAGCGAAACUCCUCAACUAUUUCCCAUCGCUAGCUAAAGCUUCGUGGAAAAACGCCAAGCUCGGUUGUCUCAAAGAUAUACCAGAGCUAGAUCCGUACGAUUGGCAUCUUCAACCCAUUGUCACUCCGCUUAUAGCCGAUGGCGUCGUACAGACCAAGGCCGAAAUCACGCCUGAUCUAUAUGAACGGCAUCCAGACGAUAUAGCUGGCCGUUUCUUUUCUGCUGCUGAUUAUCAUGAGCUCUUCAAAUCUGGGAAAUUGACUCCGCUCCAUGUGGCGAAGGCCAUUCUCCCACUCAUUACCAAAGGCCAGAAUCCGCCAGCCAAAUAUGAGUCGGCCUGGUCUGUGGUAAAAGAAGAUCUCGUACUGGAAGCAGCCAAAAAGUCGACGGAACGCUAUGCUGCCGGUCAGCCUUUAAGUGUUCUCGACGGAGUCCCGAUAGGAGUUAAGGAUGAUACUGACGUUGAAGGAUAUAUAUCCCAUGUGGGACGACCCUUCGACCCAUCGGACCCCUUCUUCCAACCGGCAACCAGCACUAUUUGGCCGGUUGCACAAUUAGUUGCUUCCGGUGCUAUCAUUAUCGGCAAGCAGGUCAUGCACGAGCUCGGUUCGGAUGUCAGUGGAUGUAAUCCACAUUGGGGAACUCCUAUCAAUUGGAACAAUAAAUCGUAUUACCCGGGCGGUUCGUCGUCUGGUGGAGGGUCGGCCAUCUCGUCUGGACUGGUCCCUAUUUCGAUUGGUACCGAUGCAGGGGGGAGUAUCCGUGUCCCUGCCUCGUUCAACGGUGCGUACGGAUUGAAACCCACCCUGCAUCGUACCUACACAAUGAGGUCCUCUAUCUGUGCCAUCGGCCCCCUGGCCGCAACGGCAAAGGACUUGACCAUCGCCUAUCGUCUCAUGACGGCACCUAACCCGGAAGAUCCAAUACAGGGCGCUUUCGCGUUAUCAGUUCCGCCAAGCCCAUCGGCGAAGAAAACGAUUGGCAUCUAUCAUGAGUGGUUCAACCAAGCCUCUCCUGAUGUACUUGAUGCUGCCAAGAAAGCAAUCGCCUAUUUCAAGGAGAAACUGGGUUACGAGGUUGUCGAUAUCAAAAUCCCCUACGUACAAGAAGCCCAGUACGCUCACGGCGCAUGGGCGCUCACCGAGGCCAUCAGCAACCACACCUCGCACGCCGUGGACAAAACCCGUCCGUUCGCGGGUCUCAACAGCUGCAACCAGCUCCUCCUGGCCAUGGCCUCGUGCACGUCGGCAACCGAUCUGCUCCGGUACGGGCAGAUGCGCGGGCUGCUCAUGGGGCACCUCGCGUUCCUGUGGAAGAAAUACCCGGGCCUGCUGGUGCUCACGCCGACCGUGCCCGAGGCCGGCUGGCCGAUCCACCCGGGCGACCAGGCGUACGGGUUCAGCGACGGCAACUUGACGAUGCGCAACAUGAUGUACAUCUGGCUAGCGAACUCGACGGGUUGCCCCGCCGUCACCGCGCCCGUCGGCUACGUCGACCCGGACCAGGGCGAGGGCAAGCUGCCGGUCGGCCUCAUGGCCAUGGGGGAGUGGGGCGCCGAGGAGCAGCUGCUAGCUUGGGCUACGGAGGCCGAGACGUACGUGAAUGAGGUUUAUGAGGGAGGCAGGUAUAGGCCGCAGGAGUGGGCCGAUGUUGUUGAGCUUGGUAAGGCUGUGGAGUGAUGCCUACCUAGGUUCGGGACUUGACUUGCAGUGGAGGAACUACUAUGUACGAUUAUGGCAGAUACCUCUCAAUUCUUUGGUUUAAAUCCUCUCUUAGGGGUUUCGUUCUGUACAUAACUGAUGACAAGUAUGUGUGUUGGCUAUUUAAAGAAAAGAUUAUUAUUUUUUUAUCAAA